Microbotryum saponariae is the source of this 1188-nucleotide messenger RNA. Lineage: Eukaryota; Fungi; Basidiomycota; Microbotryomycetes; Microbotryales; Microbotryaceae. The record is from the annotation of a GenBank genome assembly.
AUGCUCCACAACUUUUUGCUUUCGGCCGGCUCGGGUCUCGUGCUCGCGUUGAUGUUGGAGGAGGUCAGUGCCGCCUCCUGAAAGGCGACGUGCCUGACAACUCGGACUCGGACCACCCUGACGAUCUUUGCGCCCAUCUUCGCCCGAUUCAACAGGUUCUCCCCAUUCUCUACCAACACGGGUUCUUCUACGCCAUCUGCCACACCUCGGCGUGGACCUCUAGGCUCGAGACCUACUACAUCAUCAAUUACCUCGUAAGCUCGGCGACAUUUCCGCCUGAGCAUUAUAUGUGUUUGGGCCGCUGCUAAUCAGGUGCGCUUGCCCCGUUCCCUUUGGCCUCGUGUACACCACAGUUCAAGUGUGAGUCUAUCAUGCUCUGUACGCUUUCACGAACCAAUCGAACUUAACACUAAUCUCGUGACCCUCAACCAUCACCAGACUGGGAACUCGCCGACACGGUCUUCCUCGUCGUCAAGAAGAAGCCGCUCCAGUUCCUCCACGUCUUCCAUCACACCGCCACCGCCGCCCUGUGCUACACCCAACUCAACGGCCGAACCUCGGUCUCGUGGGUCCCCAUCGCUGCCAACUUGACCGUCCAUGUCUUGAUGUGAGUUGCAAGUAUGGAGGCUUGCUCAACACCGCCGAGCGAACGUGCAACUAACGUCGAAAACUUUGUCUCGCGCGUGUGCAGGUACUACUACUACCUCAUGACUGCGGCCGGCUACAAGAUCUGGUGGAAGAAGUACUUGACGACGCUCCAGAUCACUCAAUUCGUCGUCGAUCUCUUUGUCGUCUACUUUGCUUGUGAGUCUGCACCUCGCUUGAGGAGUGCUUUCAACGGCGGUCUUGAGAGCUGAUUCCGUAUCCCCACCUCCUCAAGCCUACUCCUACUUCACGGCCGAGUACUUCCCUUCGUUCCCUACUUAUGGCUCGUGCGCCGGUACAGAAGGUGCCGCCGCGUUGGGCUGCGGUCUCCUCACCAGCUACUUGUUCCUGUUCAUCGUAAGCGUGGUUUGUUUUGUGAUACAAGGCCGGCCAUGGAUGUCUGAUUUCUCGCGAAUAACAUCACAGGCUUUCUACAAGAAGACGUACAACCAACAGGCGGCCAAGAAGAACGCUCUGGUAGCAGCCAAGAAGGUCGCGGCGGUGCCCACUCGCAACAUUGCCGAGUUCAAGAAGAAGAACUAG